CAUUCGGAGAGAUGGACAGGUAGUUUUUAUAUACAUUUGAUAGUUUUGGAAGGACGCAAUGAGCUAGAUAUUUUCCCUACACGUGUAUCGGGCGAUAAUACACUGGACUGGACUCCAGUGUCUAAAUUCACGUGUCAGCCAUGAAUAUCGCAUUGCUAGCUUCGAUUCACCUCUAGAAGAUAACAACAAUCCCAUCCACAUUUCCCUUCUUACUCAUACCACUCUCAAUCAAUUCAUGUGCAAAAAACAACUCAAUAAUAACAUCAAUCCAAUAUGCUUCACCAGCCAUUACUCUGCACUUCAAGAUCAUUCCACGCUUCGCUUUUUUCCGCCGCCGCCAACACUCCUAAACCCACUUCACUCGCCGGAAAUUUGUCUACCCGUCAUAUCUGGUUGAAGUUUACUAAUCAAGCAACUGGAAGCACAUCGAAUAAUAGUUGUCGUGGAAUUGUUAGUGAGACAAGGGACGGUGUCAAGCUUAGAACAACUAAUACUAAUGCUUAUGGUCGUGCUCAAGAAGAAGUGAUUAAGGACGAAGCCGUCAAAGGGAUGGAGAACAAACCAUCAUGGGAAAUUUCCCCAGGCCAAACAUUUCCAUUGGGUGUAUCACAAGUCGACAAUGGGGUCAAUUUUGCUAUUUUUUCACAGCAUGCAACUGCUGUCACACUUUGUUUAGUCUUUCCUGAAAGGGGACCAAUUGGCACACUGGACGGUGGCAUUAUAGAACUAGCUUUGGAUCCUCAUUUGAACAAAACAGGGGACGUUUGGCACAUAUGUAUUGAGGAUCUUCCUAGAAGCAAUGUUCUUUAUGGAUAUCGGAUAGAUGGACCUCAAGACUGGGGUAAGGGGCAUCGAUUUGACAGAAGCAUUGUGCUUGUUGAUCCUUAUGCAAAACUUAUUGAAGGUCGAAGACAUUUCGGGGAUAUUAGCAUGAAGUUGUCUAAGUUUCUAGGCACAUAUGAUUUUGACAGCUUGCCUUUUGACUGGGGAGAAAAUUACAAGCUUCCAAAUAUUGCUGAGAAAGAUCUUGUUAUAUAUGAGAUGAAUGUCCGUGCAUUUACAAAUGAUGAAUCUAGUGGGUUGGAUAACAACAUUCGUGGAAGCUAUCUUGGUGUGAUUGAGAAGAUCCCACAUCUUCUAGAGCUUGGUAUCAAUGCAGUGGAGUUGCUGCCUAUCUUUGAGUUUGAUGAGUUGGAACUCCAGAGGCGUCCAAAUCCCAGAGAUCACAUGAUUAAUACGUGGGGUUAUUCAACAAUAAAUUUCUUUGCUCCUAUGAGUCGCUAUGCUAGUGCUGGUGGAGGACCAGCUAAUGCAUCCCAAGAGUUCAAGCAAAUGGUUAAAGCCUUACAUUCUGCUGGCAUAGAGGUUAUUUUGGAUGUUGUCUAUAAUCAUACUAAUGAGGCUGAUGAUCCCCAUCCUUACACAACUUCAUUCCGUGGCAUAGAUAAUAAGGUUUAUUACAUGCUGGAUGACAAAGGACAAUUGAUGAACUUCUCUGGCUGUGGAAAUACAUUGAACUGUAACCAUCCUGUUGUCAUGGAGCUAAUUCUUGACAGCCUAAGACAUUGGGUCACUGAGUAUCAUGUGGAUGGGUUUCGAUUUGAUCUCGCAAGUGUACUGUGUCGAGGAACUGAUGGUUCCCCCCUCAAUGCUCCUCCACUCAUUAGGGCAAUUGCCAAAGAUGCAGUCUUGUCGAGAUGUAAAAUUAUUGCAGAGCCAUGGGACUGUGGAGGUCUCUAUCUUGUUGGAAGUUUUCCAAAUUGGGAUCGGUGGGCUGAAUGGAAUGGAAUAUAUCGUGAUGACAUACGGAAAUUUAUCAAGGGCGAUUCUGGUAUGAAGGGGAGCUUUGCAACUCGUGUUUCCGGAUCUUCUGAUCUAUACAGGGUGAACAAGCGUAGACCAUAUCACAGUAUUAACUUUGUUAUUGCACAUGAUGGAUUCAGCUUGCGUGAUCUUGUUUCAUACAACUUCAAGCACAAUGAAGCUAAUGGGGAAGGUGGAAAUGAUGGAUGCAAUGAUAACUUUAGUUGGAAUUGUGGUUUGGAAGGUGAAACUGAUGAUGCUAGUAUAAGAGCAUUGCGGUCGAGGCAAAUGAAGAACUUUCAUCUGGCAUUAAUGAUAUCUCAGGGGACACCGAUGAUGCUAAUGGGGGAUGAAUAUGGCCAUACUCGUCAUGGAAAUAACAAUAGUUAUGGGCAUGAUUCUGCCAUUAAUUUUUUCCUGUGGGAUCAGUUGGAUGCAAGGAAGGGUGACCACUUUAGGUUUUUCUCCAAUGUGAUAAAGUACAGGCAUGCGCAUAAAUUAUUCAGUCAUGAAAAUUUUCUCAGUGAGAAUGAGAUAACAUGGCAUGAAGACAAUUGGGACAAUUAUGACAGCAAAUUUCUUGCAUUUACGCUUCAUGACAGAAAUGGAGAAGAUAUCUAUUUAGCUUUUAAUGCUCAUGAUUACUUUUUGGAAGUUAGUCUACCCACACCCCCAACAAAGAGAAGGUGGUUUCGUGUGGUGGACACCAAUCUUAAAUCUCCUGAUGACUUCGUCCUGGAUGGUGUCCCCAAAGUUGGAAAAACGUACAGUAUAGCUCCAUACUCCUCCAUUCUUCUUGAGGCCAAGUUUUGAUUUCAGAAGCUGUUCAGCUGUUGUAUAGACGUAUCCAUAAAACAAUGAAAAAGGAAGAAGUUGUUGUAUACACGUGUCUCAUAUGUGCAAUGUUAGUGUUAUUUGCUUUUCGAGACAGAUGGAUGAAAUUUAUGCUCUGAACUAGUUGUUCCUUGGCUCAAUAUGGCCAGAAGUUACAGCUUAGUAUUUAGAAGACGCGUGUACUAAAUAAAGGAGAAACGUAUCUGUAUAGAAAUGUGUUGUAUUUUCACCACGCAUCAAGGGAAUAUAUGAGUUGGAGGAGAUUGAAAUAUGUAAUCAUUAUUUUCAGAAUAACGCAAGGCAUAGAUUAAGGUAUAGACUGCUUGGGGCAGUGAGGCUGGUCCUACGAAAUUUAGAUAGUCGAUUACUAUUUAUUUAUUUGGGUUUGUAUUUGGAAUCUCGCACUAUUAAGUUUUUUUUUUUAUGGUAUUUAUUAUUUUGUUUA
Molecule: messenger RNA, 3082 nt
Organism: Cicer arietinum (chickpea)
Lineage: Eukaryota; Viridiplantae; Streptophyta; Magnoliopsida; Fabales; Fabaceae
Product: isoamylase 3, chloroplastic
Biological process (GO): carbohydrate metabolic process
Molecular function (GO): hydrolase activity, hydrolyzing O-glycosyl compounds
Source: RefSeq, a predicted model, not a curated record